AGGUAGGGUAAGUAAAAUUGAUGGAAGUGGCUUCUUAUGAAACUUCGCAAUAAGUAUCUUUCUUGCAUCUUCCCAUCAUAAUUAAUAUCUUUCAAUGUCCCCUUUGCCUCUUGAUUCCUUCGAAGACUACAUUCCCCCGCAAGACAAGGCCAAGGGUAGCUCUUAAAGUGUACGCAACAGCAACUGAAAAAGAUAAAAAGCUUAUCAGCUCAGGGAGACACUUUAUCUGAUUGUCGUAUCAAAAACAGAGGAGACAGAGACAGAAACAGAGGAAGCUGGAAUCCUGCAGAGAAAACGGUCCCCCAGUUCCCAUAACAGCAAUUUUACCAUUUAUUUUCUUGCUUUUCUCUUUAUUUUUGAGACAAAGAAGAUGCUCUUUCCAUGUUUUUUUCUAGUUGGAAUCUUUACAACAUCUCUUUGAAUUCAAACACAAACCCCUUCUUCUUCCGACGUCAACGAAUCUAUGCCCGUUAGUGGCUAAACAAAAGACAAAAGAAAAACUCUUCAACUGUAUGAUGAAUAUGCAUCGCAGUCUGCUCGAAAGAGAGCCAAGCGUGGCACCCGCCAAUGGGAAAACAAGACAAGAUUCUUACAUUAGCGACACCAAUUUCGACACAAACACCGUGAUUAUAUUGGCUGCUUUGUUGUGUUCGGUGAUUGUUGCUCUAGGAUUGAACUCUAUUGUUCGUUGUGCUUUGCGUUGUUGCAGAAGGUUUGCCUUCGAGACGCCAGAGCAAGCCGCAGCUCGUUUGGCCGCCACAGGGCUGAAGAAACGGGAUUUGAGCCAGAUUCCAGUGGCGGUUUAUGGGAAAGGGGUGAAUAAUUUUCCAGGAACUGAGUGCCCAAUUUGCUUAGGAGAGUUUGCUGAUGGAGAAAAAGUUCGAGUGCUACCUAAAUGCAAUCAUGGGUUCCAUGUGAGGUGCAUAGACACAUGGCUUUUGUCACACUCCUCUUGCCCCAAUUGCCGGCUUUCGUUGCUUGAACACACGGCGGCUGGUUCAGGUGCAGGUCCACAACAACAACCACCUGCAGCAAGGGUGUCGGAGAAUGAUAACCGGCGGCAAGGAAAUGUGGUUAUUGAAGGGGCAAGUUGAUAUUUGCAGGCUGUAGAUGUAGACAGGGGAUUUGGUAAUUUCUGGAGUUGGUGGAGGUUGGAAAUGUACAUGCAUCUAUCUUAGAAAUUAAUUGAGUAAUGGUAAUGAAUUUUGUUAGGCGAAAAUUGCAGAUCCGAAAGCGUGACUAUGAAUUAUGCUUCUCAUCUUUAGAUUCAAAUUGCUUUAAUCCCAACCGUUAAUUCUGUUUAACCACUUAGAAGCUGAAGAGUUUUUAUAUUUUUUUUUAUGAAAAAGCUCAUAUGGAUGUGCAUGUAAAAGUUUUGAUGAAUUAGGAGGACAAGAUUGAGAGUGAAGUGUGAAUAAAUAUUAUAAUAGCACAUGAAAGCGGCGUAUAGAUAUUUUCCGCUUUCGCCUAUGAGCGCAUGCUUUACUUUUUCUCAUAAGAUAAAAUACGAUUUGAUAGUUCCUUCUGAACUACAUAAUUAUAUCAUAAAUUUUAAUUAUGUUUUUAUUCUAAUUUGUAUAAUAAUUUUUCAGUUUAAUUAUCAAUAAAAAUUUAUCGUUUAUUUUUUUU
Messenger RNA from Manihot esculenta (cassava), 1629 nucleotides. Its product is annotated as RING-H2 finger protein ATL74. The coding region runs from base 513 to 1094 and encodes 193 amino acids. The transcript is spliced from 2 exons. Gene Ontology annotation, molecular function: transferase activity. Lineage: Eukaryota; Viridiplantae; Streptophyta; Magnoliopsida; Malpighiales; Euphorbiaceae. The record is from RefSeq and is a predicted model, not a curated record. Gene Ontology annotation, biological process: protein ubiquitination.